Microthlaspi erraticum is the source of this 1485-nucleotide messenger RNA. The record is from the annotation of a GenBank genome assembly. Lineage: Eukaryota; Viridiplantae; Streptophyta; Magnoliopsida; Brassicales; Brassicaceae.
AUGCCUGUUUACGCUAUGACAUGUUUCAAACUCCCAAAAGCAAUCUGUGCCAAUCUGAGAAAUGCUAUGGCUGAGCUCUGGUGGAGCGCAGUGGAGAAGAAAAGAAAAAUCCAUUGGAUUAGUUGGGAGAAAAUGUGUCUGCCUAAACGGUUAGGAGGAAUGGGGUUUAGAGACAUCGAGGAUUUUAAUCAAGCCAUGUUAGCCAAACAAGCGUGGAAGAUUCUACAAGAGCCUGAGAGUUUAGUGGCAAAACUUCUCAAAAGCAGUAUUCAGUGGGGCAAGGAGCUGUUAGUUAAGGGUUUAAGGAAGAGGGUGGGCAAUAGAAAUAUGAUUGAGGUGUGGACAGAUCCGUGGAUAUUUGACGAAGGGUUAAGAGCUCCGUGGAGGCUAAUCAAUCCGUUCAACGUCAAUUUAUUGGCAAAGGAUCUGAUCGAUUUUCGGUAUAAGAAAUGGGAUGUGGCAAAGUUGAGAGAAGUUUUCUUCGAAGAAGAUGUGCAGAGAGUGAUGGAAUUCCUACCAGUAACGAAUGUGGAGGAUUUCUGGUGUUGGAUGCAUAAUCAGAGUGGUGAUUACUCUGUCAAGUCAGGAUUCUGGUUAGCGACUUCGAUAAACAAAGCCAAAAGCAUAAGAGAAGCUUUGAUGCUUCCGUCGCUGAAUAUACUGAAAUCGGCUGUAUGGAUUAUUCCUACCACUCAAAAAAUCAGGAAUUUUCUUUGGAGGGCUCUUAGUGGUGCAAUAGCGAGGAAGAAUGAUCUUAUUCCACAGCUCUUGAGAAGAAGAUUCCCUUGGGUCAUCUGGAUUUUGUGGAAGAACAGAAACAAUUUGGCUUUUGAGAGCAAAAACUUCAAUGCGAUGGUAACGAUGGAGAAGAUAAUUGAAAAGGUGGAUCAAUGGUUUGUGGCUCAAGAGGUGGAUAAAGUCCUUGAGGACUUGGCUCCGUUGGUCAACGCAACUCAGGUGAAACGUUGGAGACCACCGCCUGAACCAUGGCUCAAAUGCAACAUUGGAGUGUAUAUGGAGAAAGGUUCUGGAAGACGAGGCGUGGCUUGGGUUCUCAGAGACUGGAAGGGUAUCGUUUGUCUGCAUAGUAGAAGAGCUUUGGCUACUGUGGGCAACAAGUUAGAGUGUGGUUUUAUAGGAGCUUUGUGGGCGCUCGAAAAUUUACGUAGCCAUGGCGUGAAACAAGUGGUUUUAGCGACAGAAGAUUCGGUGGUAUUGGGGGUGAUGGAAAGACCUAAAGCUUGGCCUUAUUUCAAGUUGCAAGUUUGCGAUUUGUCCACAGUCAUUCCUUGGCUUGAAGGGUUGAAGUUUGAGCUGGAACCAAGAUGUGCUAACAGAAGAGUUUAUCUCAUCGCACAAAGUGUCGUUCGAGGAGAUCGAGGGCAAUCUUAUGUUGCAUCGGGUCACCCUCGCUGGUUGAAUGAGAUCUUUGUCAGUGAGAGAGUUUUUUCCUGUCUAAAGCCUGGUCGUUUUUUGGGUAGUUAG